UGUGGGCACUCUUCAGCACUGUAUAAAAGUUCUACACCCUUCAGCACAAACCUUCCCGCCAGGCAUGGAAUUUCACGCUGCAGCCCUCAAGAAGCUGGAGUCUGCAAGCAAUCCAGUGCGUUCAUUGUAAAGUCAUUCAGUUCGUGGAGAGGCGGUGGGUGGAGUGCUUGUUGACGAGGACCCUAAUGAGCCCACCAUGGGUGAGAAGCUCGCGAGUUUGAAUACGAUAGAGAAUGAUCAAUCCAAGUGUGAUGGUUCAGAGACCGAUGAUCACGGGAGCGGAGAGAAACGGUCUGAGCCCUCUUCUUCUCUGCUCGCACAGCCUCCAAGUGCAGACUCGGUUCAAGUGCUGCUUAAGCAGGCAUUACGCGCCGACGACCGUGAGCUUUUGUUGGGUUGCUUGUACAACCGAGACGAGAAGGUUAUUGCGAAGUCAGUUUCGUUGCUGAAUCCGGCGGAUGUUCUCAAGCUUUUGCAGUCUCUUGUAUCGAUUAUUCAGUCAAGGGGUGCAAUUUUGGCAUGUGCACUUCCAUGGCUAAAAGGUGUGCUACUUCAACAUUCAAGUAGUAUAAUGUCCCAGGAAUCUUCUUUACUCGCACUGAAUUUUCUGUUUCAGCUCAUUGAGUCGAGGUUCUCAACUUUCGAAUCAGCUAUUCAACUACACAGUUGCUUGGACAUCCUUUAUACGGGGGUUAUGGAUGAGGAAGUACAGGAGAAUGGCACAACAGUGCCGGUAGUUUAUGAGGAUGAGGAUGAAAGUGAUGAAGAGGAAUCUGAGGAAGCCAUGGAAACCGAUCGAGACAGCAAAGAUGAGGAAGCAUCAGAUGAAGCAUUUGAUAGUGUUAGUGACAUUGAAGUAAUUGAUGGCAUGACUGAUUGAUGCAGAUUUAAGGCUAAUUUGUUGUAUUUACGAAGUUGGGUCCAUUGUGCAUUCGGAUUGCAAUAUUGUUUUAGAAAUGGAAGUGAUAUAAUUUAUUAACUUCAGUACACGGGGGGCAUUGUGUGAUCCUCUCACGUGUUUAUUAGAUCAAACAAUCGAAAACUGCGUACUGUCUUCACGGUCUCCACUCUUGAAGUUUCAUGACUAUAAUUUCUAGUGAAUGUUAUCAGUUUGACGAGCAAA
Messenger RNA from Carya illinoinensis, 1123 nucleotides. RefSeq names its product WD repeat-containing protein 43-like. Gene Ontology annotation, cellular component: nucleolus. The record is from RefSeq and is a predicted model, not a curated record. The coding region runs from base 197 to 880 and encodes 227 amino acids. Gene Ontology annotation, biological process: maturation of SSU-rRNA from tricistronic rRNA transcript (SSU-rRNA, 5.8S rRNA, LSU-rRNA). Lineage: Eukaryota; Viridiplantae; Streptophyta; Magnoliopsida; Fagales; Juglandaceae. The transcript has 6 exons.